AUGAACAACACAGAUAAAUCUGGCGAUAAAACGCCUCGCGAUGAGACGACAGAGGAAUUACCUCUUAAAACGGAAGCAAAGAAUGCUGUCCAAAACAUGACCUUUAUUGAGAAGAUAAAAUUCAUCAAAUCGAAUGUAACGGUAGAACCGGUCCUAGCUCUGUUUGUGAUGCCGAGCGUGCUGGCUAUGUUAGCGACGCAAAAUUUGAAUUUGGAGAAAGCAUGCAGGGUCAAUCUAGAGUUUGGAGACGAGGCAUGCACUGCUCUUAGACUUAGAAAACGAGCGAAUUACACAUAUGAAGAAGAAGAAGUACAGAAACUAAUAGCUUCAGUUCUAGCGUGGAGGAGCGUGGUACACACAGCAGUACCGACAUUGUUGAUGCUCUUCAUAGGCGCGUGGAGUGACAAAACAGGAAAGCGUAAGAUCUGCAUGCUAAUGCCGAUCUUUGGGGAGUUCAUGACGUGUAUGUUGAAUAUGAUAAACACGUAUUUCUUUUACGAGAUCCCAGUGGAGUGGACUGUACUUAUGGAGGUAAUAUUCCCAGCUCUGACUGGAGGCUGGUACACAAUGUUCCUAGGUACUUUUAGUUACUUAGGCGAUAUUACUUCUAAGGACACAAGGACUUUCCGAUUGGGAAUUUUGAACUUGUGUAUGACAGUGGGAUUUCCUAUCGGGAUGGGACUGAGUGGGAUCUUGCUUCGGUAUCUCGGAUAUUACGGAGUGUUCUCAAUAUCAGCAAUGCUGCAAUUUAUCAAUUUCUGUUACGUAUUGUUUGUAAUAGACGACCAUACUUGGCUGGAGAACAAAGACAAGGUCAAAAGGACGGGGGUCAGCGGCUUCUUUUUAGAAUUUUUCGACUUCCAAAGCCUAAAGCAUACUAUAGAAAUAGCAUUCAAGAAAGGACCGAAUAACAGGAGACUUCGAAUAUGCCUGAUUCUGACUGUCGUCUGCCUAACAUUUGGACCUAUGUGGGGUGAAAUGAGUGUAAUAUACAUAUUCACUCGAUAUCGCUUCAACUGGGAUGAAGUAAAGUACAGCAUCUUCUCCACCUACAGUCUUAUCACGCAUUCUGUCGGAACACUAUUUUCCAUCAGCGUGUUCAGUAAGAAGCUGAAGGCAGAUGAUGCAGUACUUGGAAUCAUUUCUACUAGCAGUAAGAUAUGCGGAGCCCUUGUAUUCGCAUUCGCUAGGAAUGACUAUGAAGCAUAUUUAUCACCACUUUUGGAAAUCUUGAACGGCACCUCGGCGAUAGCUCUACGUUCGAUUGCUUCUAAAUUAGUCACAUAUCAAGAAUUAGGCAAGGUGUUUUCAUUAUUCGGUGUGGCGGAGACGGUGAUGCCGAUCAUAUUCGCGCCGCUGUACUCCAGGAUAUACAUAGCAACACUGACUGUGUUACCAGGGACCGUGUUCCUCGUCAGUGUCAUCGCUACCAUACCUGCACUUGGAAUUUUUGGAUGGUUCUACCACCAACACAAGAAGGAUGAGAAAGAGAAAAGACUGAACGUGCCCAAUACUCCGCCCCUGCCCGGGGAUAUCCCUGUAAUGCCCGCAUAG
Molecule: messenger RNA, 1554 nt
Organism: Spodoptera littoralis (African cotton leafworm)
Lineage: Eukaryota; Metazoa; Arthropoda; Insecta; Lepidoptera; Noctuidae
Source: the annotation of a GenBank genome assembly